CCCUUUCUCUCUGUGUCGCGGCGCUGGGUUGGAGCCGCUGUCCCUGGUCUGGCACGUUCCCUUACAUUUUUGUGUUAAAUUUGAUGCCCCCCCCUUUUUUUGAUUCGACAAUUUGCGACGGCAUUUAAAAUACCUACACGGGCAUCUCCAAACCGGUGUUUUUUUAAUAAGCAUUUGUCAAAUAUACCCUUUAUCCUGUAAAAUGGCGGUGUUAAGCGGGUCGUCUGGGCCGGUUGCCCGGCUUGAGGGCCGUGAAUUCGAAUACUUGAUGAAAAAGCGCUCGGCGACUAUCGGUAGGAACUCGUCUCAGGGCUCGGUGGAUGUGAGCAUGGGUCAUUCCAGUUUUAUUUCUCGAAGACAUCUCGAAAUAUUCACUGUUAGUGACGAUAGCACUGGUGGUGGAGACUUCUACUUGCGAUGCCUCGGCAAAAAUGGGGUGUUCGUGGAUGGAGUGUUCCUCAGACGGGGUGCCCCUCCUCUACAACUACCACGAAUGUGCAUUUUCAGGUUUCCCAGCACAAACAUCAAGAUCACAUUCACAGCCCUGUCCAGUGGAAAGAGGGAGAAGCGUGAGGCGCCUGAGUCUCCAGUAAAACCAGUCCACAUCUCUCCACUCACCAUAAACAUUCCAGACAACAUCGCCCACCUCAUGAGCCCCCUGCCCUCACCCACCGGCACCAUCAGUGCUGCCAACUCGUGCCCCUCCAGUCCCAGGGGAGCGGGCUUGUCCGGCUACAGGAUGGGUCGCAUCGUCAGCUCUGCAGAGCUACAGCUCAUAAACGACAACUCCCAGUCAGAGAACGACAAGGAGGCCUCCGGAGGGGACAGCCCCAAGGAUGAUUCCAAACCGCCAUACUCCUAUGCACAACUGAUAGUCCAAGCCAUUACAAUGGCACAGGACAAGCAGCUCACGCUAAACGGAAUAUACACUCACAUCACCAAAAACUACCCCUACUACAGGACUGCAGACAAAGGCUGGCAGAACUCGAUCCGUCACAAUCUGUCACUGAACCGCUACUUUAUUAAAGUAGCCAGAUCGCAGGAGGAACCGGGCAAGGGCUCGUUCUGGAGGAUAGACCCGUCCUCAGAGGGCAAGCUCAUGGAGCAAGCCUUCAGGAAACGAAGGCCGCGGGGUGUGCCCUGCUUCAGGACCCCCCUCGGACCCCUCUCCUCCAGGAGUGCCCCAGUCUCCCCUAAUCACUCUGGGGUGCUCUCGGCCCACUCGAGUGGGGUGCAGACCCCUGACAGCCUAUCCCGAGAGGGUUCCCCUGUCCCCAUGGAACCAGAGCCCGCUCCUCCGGCCCCGCCCCCUGCCACAGCAGUCCAGCCCAAACUAGCUGUCAUCCAGGAGGCCCGCUUUGCACAGAGUACACCAGGCUCCCCUCUCAACAGCCAGCCGGUGCUCAUCACGGUUCAGCGUCAGUUACCUCAGACCCUAAAGCCGGUGACCUAUGCCAUGGCCACGCCUGUGACUACCAGCACCAACCAGAACCAGCAGCCCGUCAUGCAGACGGUGCACGUCGUCCACCAGAUCCCUGCCAUGUCUGUCACCAGCGUGUCCGGGCUCAGCACCGCCAACACCUACACAGUGGCCACCCCCACCAUGGUCACCCUCCAGGCUGAGCCCCAGGAGAACGGAGACUACUCAGAGGCCAAAGUAAAAGUAGAAUCUGUUCCAACCAUCUCCCACGCCUCUAUAGGCGGUGGCAGUCGCAUCAUCCAGACGACCCAGUCGGCCACGCCCUUACAGACGCUAACCUUUGUGCAGCAGUCCCUGGGCCAGCACCAGCUCCCAAAAAAGACCAUCACACAGAACGGCACCCACCUGAUGCCAAUGCAGGCUGCUGCAGCCACAGCUGUUGCGAGUCCUCUCCACUUGCUGGCCACUCACGCCUCCGCUUCAGCCUCCCUCCCGACCAAACGACAGAACGGAGCCCAGGUGGCCAGCGAUCAGCCCAACGUUAAGCGCAUCAAAACAGAGGAAGGGGACAGCGCCACCCGCGCAGCAGAUACAGACUCGUCGGCAGCCAAUGACCAAGCCAGCCACCACAACUAGUCUUCUGCAUCAUCACCACAGUCGUUUUUUUUUUCUCCUUUCCUACCAUUUAUUUCUCCCUUCCAUUGACUCCCAAGGUGCCAAAAGGAGAAGAUUUUCAGUUGGUUUAAUCAUCGUAGAGGAUUGGAAAAUAUGACCACCCGUUUAAAAGACUGAAGAGAACAUUUAGUUGAGAUUUGAAAAAAGGACAACUAGGACAAAGAAGAACUCUAAUUUGAAGGUCCCCCUGUGAGACAUCGCCACGGAGGAGGAGGAGGAUGACGACUACUCCAAGACCACAGGAAGCCUUAACAACAAUUAACCUUUAACAUGAUGAGCUGAACUUUGACCACCUGCAGCGAGCAGUUUGACUGAGGCCCAUGUUAGCCCGGCGGUCGCACGGCACCUCUGUCUCAUCUACCUCGGUGCAGAUUGGGGGCCACGGUCAAGGGCACCACUCAACGGACCCAUGGGAUGACCAACUAGCAGCAUGACAAGCAUUUGACGCAGACAUGAAAUAUCAAUGAGUGCAUUCAGAAAAAGGGAUCAAAACAGUCGGUGCCAAUUCCUGGACCUUUGGCAGCUAGCCUUUCAUAUACUGACCUAGCCUUAUUGCUGCUGUAAGUAGUAAUGCAGUAUUUUGUUGUUCAUAUGUGGACCAUAGGAUCUGUUUUGGGUGUAUUUUCAUUUAUAUAGGUAAAAUAAAGUGGUAAUAAUUGAAAUAAAGAAAGCAUUACAGCAGUGGGGUCUGACAUUACAGCAGUGGGGUCUGACAUUACAGCAGUGGGGUCUGACAUUACAGCAGUGGGGUCUGACAUUACAGCAGUGGGGUCUGACAUUACAGCAGUGGGGUCUGACAUUACAGCAGUGGGGUCUGACAUUACAGCAGUGGGGUCUGACAUUACAGCAGUGGGGUCUGACAUUACAGCAGUGGGGUCUGACAUUACAGCAGUGGGGUCUGACAUUACAGCAGUGGGGUCUGACAUUACAGCAGUGGGGUCUGACAUUACAGCAGUGGGGUCUGACAUUACAGCAGUGGGGCCUGACAUUACAGCAGUGGGGUCUGACAUUACAGCAGUGGGGUCUGACAUUACAGCAGUGGGGUCUGACAUUACAGCAGUGGGGUCUGACAUUUCAAUCACUCCACCUGAACUUCAACAUCCUCGCUGUUACUUUGUAUGUGGACUUUUUUUCUGUUCAGUGUCGUUUCUUUUUUACAAUUCUAUCAAUGGAGUGUGUCUCCCCCCCCCCCCCCCCCCCUGUCAAAUCCACGUUCUGUCAUAUCCAAAUCAAUUUGCUUUGUUACAUAUUUUCAUACUUGCACAGAUAACCAGUAAGAUAUAAACUAAUUCCAUGUGUAGUUGAUCAGAUGCCUCAUCGAGCUUUCAUGUAACAGACUACAGAAAAGUACCCGAGCCGUUAACGCAUGAAUCCUUAGUUGAAACUAUACCAAAGGGGUCACUCCACCUCUGUUUUUGGUCAAAAGCUGAGUGAUGGGCCUGGAGAAAUGUAACCACUCUGAUUGACAGGUGGAUCUAUGGAUGCCAGGACUGACUAUCCAUGAUAUCACAAGUUAUUAUUCAAGAUUAGAUGGGUAUAUCAUUCAUUUAAGUCAGAAAAUGGAUGUAGCAACUAAGGAUUCUAGCUUUAACUGUACAUUUAACAGAAGAAAAGUGCUGUUUAAAACCAGACCAGAUCUGCACUUGGUAAAAUGUUAAUUUUUUUCUCGUUAUCCUUGGCUGUGGUGACUUUGGUGUGGAAAGACCCUUUGCUUGAUUAUUUUAUUCUGUUCCGACAACCUGACGAGUCUGUCUUCAGAUUGUAUAUGUUUCAAACUAAAGAAGAUACAAGUGAUGGAUAUUUGUUCCACUUCAGUGGAUAAAUGAGUUUUUUUAUUUUAUAUAAAUUAAUUUAAAACCUUU
Molecule: messenger RNA, 3957 nt
Organism: Oncorhynchus kisutch (coho salmon)
Lineage: Eukaryota; Metazoa; Chordata; Actinopteri; Salmoniformes; Salmonidae
Gene: foxk2b
Product: forkhead box K2b
Exons: 9
Coding region: 203-2056 (617 amino acids)
Biological process (GO): regulation of transcription by RNA polymerase II
Molecular function (GO): protein binding; DNA-binding transcription factor activity, RNA polymerase II-specific; RNA polymerase II cis-regulatory region sequence-specific DNA binding
Source: RefSeq, a predicted model, not a curated record